Molecule: messenger RNA, 930 nt
Organism: Pongo pygmaeus (Bornean orangutan)
Lineage: Eukaryota; Metazoa; Chordata; Mammalia; Primates; Hominidae
Product: olfactory receptor 2A12-like
Biological process (GO): G protein-coupled receptor signaling pathway
Cellular component (GO): membrane
Molecular function (GO): olfactory receptor activity; G protein-coupled receptor activity
Source: RefSeq, a predicted model, not a curated record
AUGGAAAGCAAUCAGACCUGGAUCACAGAAGUCAUCCUGCUGGGAUUCCAGGUGGACCCAGAUCUGGAGUUGUUCCUCUUUGGGUUUUUCUUGCUAUUCUACAGCUUCACCCUGAUGGGAAAUGGGAUUAUCCUGGGGCUCAUCUGCUUGGAAUCUAGACUGCACACACCCAUGUACGUCUUCCUGUCACACCUGGCCAUCGUGGACAUGUCCUAUGCCUCGAGUACUGUCCCUAAGAUGCUAGCAAAUCUUGUGAUGCACAAAAAAGUCAUCUCCUUUGCUCCUUGCAUACUUCAGACUUUUUUGUAUUUGGCAUUUGCUAUUACAGAGUGUCUGAUUUUGGUGGUGAUGUGCUAUGAUCGAUAUGUGGCAAUCUGUCACCCCUUGCAAUACACCCUCAUUAUGAACUGGAGAGUGUGCACUGUCCUGGCCUCAACUUGCUGGAUAUUUAGCUUUCUCUUGGCUCUGGUACAUAUUACUCUUAUUCUGAGGCUGCCUUUUUGUGGCCCACAAAAGAUCAACCACUUUUUCUGUCAAAUCAUGUCUGUAUUCAAAUUGGCCUGUGCUGACACUAGGCUCGACCAGGCUGUCCUCUUUGCGGGUUCUGCGUUAGUCUUAGGGGGGCCGCUCUGCCUGGUGCUGGUCUCCUACUCGCACAUCCUGGCGGCCAUCUGAAGGAUCCAGUCUGGGGAGGGCCGCAGAAAGGCCUUCUCUACCUGCUGCUCCCACCUCUGCGUGGUGGGGCUUUUCUUUGGCAGCGCCAUCGUCAUGUACAUGGCCCCCAAGUCAAGCCAUUCUCAAGAACAGAGGAAGAUCCUUUCCCUGUUUUACAGCCUUUUCAACCCGAUGCACCCCCUCAUCUAUAGCCUUAGGAACGCAGAGGUGAAAGGGGCUCUAAAGAGAGUCCUUUGGAAACAGAGGUCAAUGUGA